AUGGCAACAUCCGCCAUCAGAGCAGGAGACUCCGAGAGACUCGCGCGCAUCAUUUCAAUUGGACCCGCUGCUACUCCCGGGGUAACUAAAGAGACGGGUCUAUUAGAGCUCCUCGGACAAGGAGGGUGCUCGUUGCUGGUGUCCAAAGAGCUUCAGCUUACUCCAGAAGAGAUCGAACUAUCCAAGAGCCAAUUUGCCAACCUAUUGGUGGAAGAAGACAAGCCAGCAUGGUGGCGCAACCCGGGAAUCGAGAAUCAGGUCGACACCAUUGAGCUAAUAGCUGCAGAGGCCGGUGCGGGCUGUGGAGUGGGUGAGCGUAUCAUGUGCAUCGGCAACAAAGACCAGAUCAAGGAAGUAGUAGAGAGAGGUCAACACUGGGAAGCCGCGCUGCUAUUACAGUCGAACAAGAGACCUCUCGAGAAGAUACAGAGACUGCUGCAGAUCAUGGAGAUGAACAGACUUCCGUCGUACGAUUUCUUGUCGGAUGAGACACACGACGUGGUACAAGCUAUCAAUUACUGUACGUGCGCAAAGCUAAACUGA
Molecule: messenger RNA, 543 nt
Organism: Alternaria infectoria
Lineage: Eukaryota; Fungi; Ascomycota; Dothideomycetes; Pleosporales; Pleosporaceae
Exons: 2
Coding region: 1-543 (180 amino acids)
Source: RefSeq, a predicted model, not a curated record